ACGUGACUGCCGGCGGCCCGCCAAGAUGGCGGCGUCGUGCGUGGCGCUGCUGGCGCUGUGUCUGGUUCUGCCGCUGCUACUGCUGGGCGGAUGGAAGCGCUGGCGGCGGGGGCGCGCGGCCCGGCACGUGGUUGUGGUGGUGCUGGGGGAUGUGGGCCGCAGUCCCCGCAUGCAGUACCACGCGCUGUCCUUGGCCAAGCGCGGCUUCUCCGUGACCUUCCUGGGGUUCUGCAAUUCCAAACCCCAUGAUGAGCUUUUGCAGAGCGACAGAAUUCAGAUUGUGAGGUUGACUGAACUUCAGAGUCUUGCAGUUGGGCCCCGAGUUCUCCAGUAUGGAGUCAAAGUUGUAUUCCAGGCAGUGCACUUGCUGUGGAAGUUGAUGUGGACAGAGCCAGCAGCGUACAUCUUUCUCCAGAACCCCCCAGGCCUGCCCAGCAUCGCUGUCUGCCGGCUUGUGGGUUGCCUUUGUGGGAGCAAACUCGUCAUCGACUGGCACAACUACGGCUACUCCAUUAUGGGGCUGGUGCAUAGCCCCAGCCACCCCCUUGUUCUGCUGGCCAAGUGGUACGAGAAGCUCUUUGGGCGCCUGUCCCACCUGAACUUGUGUGUGACCAAUGCCAUGCGGGAAGACCUGGCAGAAAAUUGGCACAUCAGAGCGGUGACCAUGUACGAUAAGCCAGCGUCUUUCUUUAAAGAGACGCCUCUGGACCUGCAGCAUCAGCUCUUCAUGAAGCUGGGCCGCACCCUCUCUCCAUUUAGGGCCUGCUCAGGACCUGUAGACCCGGCCAUGGAGAGGACGGCCUUCACGGAACGGGAUGCCCAGAGUGGGAUGGUGACACGUCUCCAUGGGCGGCCGGCCCUGCUGGUCAGCAGCACAAGCUGGACAGAGGACGAGGACUUCUCCCUUCUGCUGGCAGCACUGGAAAAGUUUGAGCAACUGACUCUUGAUGGAGACAACCUUCCUUCUCUAGUCUGUGUGAUAACAGGCAAAGGACCUCUGAAGGAGCAUUACAGUCGCCUCCUUGGCCACAAGCAUUUCCAGCACAUCCAGGUCUGCACACCGUGGCUGGAGGCCGAGGACUACCCCUUGCUUCUAGGGUCGGCGGACCUGGGCGUCUGUCUGCACAAGUCCUCCAGUGGCCUGGACCUGCCCAUGAAGGUGGUCGACAUGUUUGGGUGCUGCUUGCCCGUGUGUGCUGUGAACUUCAAGUGCUUACAUGAGCUUGUGAAACAUGAAGAAAACGGCCUGGUCUUUGAGGACUCAGAGGAACUGGCGGCUCAGUUGCAGAUGCUUUUCUCAGACUUUCCUGAUCCUGCUGUCAAAUUAAACCAGUUGCGGAAGAACCUUCGGGAGUCAGAGCAGCUUCGAUGGGACAAGAGCUGGGAGCAGACUGUGCUCCCUUUCCUUAUGGACAUGUGACCCCUCGGACCGGAGUCCAACCCUGGAGCUGGCUGCCCUGCCAUCCUGCCUGGCGGCUCCUCUUCACUGCACAGCCCAGUCCCAGGGCAAAGUCCUGCAAGCAGCACCUCCCAGUGGUCAGAAGCUGGAAGGAUGGCAGCAGGUGCUUCCUGCUGAAGUUAUUUUAAUAACUCAAGAGUUGGUGGCCCAGGAAA
Galeopterus variegatus (Sunda flying lemur) is the source of this 1614-nucleotide messenger RNA. It is a transcript of the gene ALG1, whose product is annotated as ALG1, chitobiosyldiphosphodolichol beta-mannosyltransferase. Bases 26 to 1420 code for a protein of 464 amino acids. Lineage: Eukaryota; Metazoa; Chordata; Mammalia; Dermoptera; Cynocephalidae. The record is from RefSeq and is a predicted model, not a curated record. Gene Ontology annotation, molecular function: mannosyltransferase activity. The transcript has 13 exons. Gene Ontology annotation, cellular component: endoplasmic reticulum.